AAUCAUUAGUGGGUGGUACGUACGCUUUCCCUUUGCCGGCGCAUGAUAAAAGGAGAAGUUUCUUUCGCUUAUUCUGGAAUCCAGACACCAAAGCACCAUCAAUGGCGAUGGCGUCCAACCGCCUCCUUCCGCUCGCGCUGCUGCUCCUCCUGCUCGCCGUGGCACACGCCGACACCCCACGGCUGGAGCCCACCGUCCGGCUGCCGUCGCAGCGCAUGGCGGCCGGGCAGGGGGACGAUGGCUCCGUCGGGACCAGGUGGGCCGUCCUCGUCGCCGGCUCCAACGGCUACCAGAACUACCGCCACCAGGCAGAUAUUUGCCACGCCUACCAGAUCUUAAAGAAGGGUGGUCUCAAGGAUGAGAACAUCAUCGUCUUCAUGUACGACGAUAUUGCACACAACCUAGAGAACCCAAGGCCGGGCGUCAUCAUCAACCACCCCCAAGGUGGAGAUGUCUAUGCUGGGGUCCCUAAGGAUUACACUGGGAAGGAGGUUAAUGUCAAGAACUUGUUUGCUGUCCUACUCGGUGAUAAAACUGCUGUGAGUGGUGGGAGCGGCAAAGUCUUGGACAGCGGCCCUAAUGAUCACAUUUUUGUGUUUUACAGUGACCAUGGGGGUCCUGGAGUCAUUGGGAUGCCUACCAAUCCAUAUGUUUACGGUGACGAUCUUGUAGAUGUCCUAAAGAAAAAGCACGCUGCUGGAACCUACAAAAGCCUGGUAUUUUACCUUGAAGCCUGUGAAGCCGGGAGCGUCUUCGAGGGGCUUCUGCCGAAUGACAUCGGUGUCUACGCGACCACCGCGUCGAAUGCAGAGGAGAGCAGUUGGGGAACAUAUUGCCCCGGCGAGUACCCCAGCCCUCCACCGGAAUAUGACACCUGCUUGGGCGACCUUUACAGCAUUUCUUGGAUGGAAGACAGUGAUGUGCACAACCUGAGAACUGAAUCUCUGAAGCAGCAAUAUGACUUGGUCAAGAAGAGAACAGCAGCUCAGAACUCAUACAGCUAUGGUUCCCAUGUGAUGCAAUACGGUUCUUUGGACCUGAAUGCUCAACAACUCUUCUUGUACAUCGGCUCAAAUCCUGCUAACAAGAACACUACAUUUGUUGAAGAUAACUCACUGCCGUCCUUCUCAAGAGCUGUUAAUCAGAGGGAUGCUGAUCUUGUUUACUUCUGGCACAAGUACCGGAAAUUGGCUGAGAGUUCCCCUGAGAAAAACGAUGCCCGGAAGCAAUUGCUCGAAAUGAUGAGUCAUAGAUCGCAUAUCGACAAUAGCGUCGAGCUGAUUGGAAACCUUCUGUUUGGUUCUGCGGAUGGUCCAAUGGUUCUAAAGACUGUUCGCCCAGCCGGUGAGCCUCUUGUUGAUGACUGGAGUUGUCUCAAGUCUACGGUGCGUGCUUUUGAAUCACAAUGUGGCUCGCUGGCGCAGUAUGGAAUGAAGCACAUGCGGUCCUUUGCAAACAUCUGCAAUGCCGGCGUCCUUCCUGAAGCGAUGGUGAAGGUCGCUGCUCAGGCAUGCAAGAGCAUCCCAACCAACCCCUGGAGUGCCACACACAAGGGUUUUAGUGCUUAAACCAUAGGUGAAGCAACCUAGUCACAAUUUCAGCUAUUGCACCAUACACCAAAGUUUCUUCCCAUUCACAUAGGGCUAGUACUUCGUAGUGAUUGAACGAACCUUAAUUAGAUGAAGAGGAAUUAUGCCAUUAUUUCAGCUAUUCCACCACACCAAAUUACCUUCGUUGUGCCAGCUUAUAAUGUACAUAUACGAUAGUAGAAAGGUGAUUUCCUGUGAUUGCUGUACAUACUCAUGAUAGUUUGUGAUCAGAUGUGUAGCUCGCGAUUCCAUAUAUGAAGAAUGCAUGCAUUGCUAUUUCUA
This is a messenger RNA of Triticum aestivum (bread wheat), 1871 nucleotides long. Its product is annotated as vacuolar-processing enzyme. Gene Ontology annotation, molecular function: cysteine-type endopeptidase activity. The transcript is spliced from 9 exons. The coding region runs from base 102 to 1568 and encodes 488 amino acids. The record is from RefSeq and is a predicted model, not a curated record. NCBI's taxonomy places the organism in Eukaryota, Viridiplantae, Streptophyta, Magnoliopsida, Poales, Poaceae. Gene Ontology annotation, biological process: vacuolar protein processing.